UUGUGGAUGCUUUCUCUCCUCCCCCCGCUUGUCCUUCGUGCGUAGUUUUUGUUGGUGGUUAUUUUCUGUGCUCAGUGAGAACAGGCGCUUUUCUCUAUGGGGGGAUUCUGAGAUUCACAGAGAGCCGCGGUACUUUUCCUCCUGGACUUUCUCCUCCUCCUCCUCUUCUCCUGAUAUCGCGGAGUGCUUAUCUGACUGAAGCUCAGCCUGAACAUCUCUGAGCUCUGUGAGGAGAAGCGGAGAGACAGAUCUGCAGCUCCAGAGCCGCUCUUCCGUCUGUUUGGGCUGUCCCGUCCCUCCAUCCUUCUAAUCACCUGCCCGUCGAGAUGUCAGCUCCUGCUUCGGAUGCUGCUAGCCCAGGUGCCCCCGGGGCUCCAGAGGGUGAGGGGGGACCACCCGGUGCCGCCCCAAACCUCACCAGCAAUCGUCGCCUCCAACAAACACAAGCCCAAGUAGAUGAGGUGGUGGAUAUCAUGCGUGUGAAUGUGGACAAGGUUCUGGAGAGGGAUCAGAAGCUGUCGGAGCUGGACGACCGAGCUGAUGCGUUGCAGGCUGGAGCCUCGCAGUUCGAGAGCAGUGCAGCCAAGCUGAAGAACAAGUACUGGUGGAAGAACUGCAAGAUGAUGAUCAUGAUGGGGGUUAUUGGAGUCAUCCUGAUGGGCAUUGUUUUCAUGUAUUUCUACUACUGACUUGGCCUCUCUGUAAACAAGGACGUGAGCUAAUCUGCCAGGAUGCAGAUGCUUUGUGUGAUUUCCACCAUGCCUUGUCCUCACCUCCGCCCUUCUCCCAACUGAUGCCUUUCAUCCGAACCGCAGCACGUGUGUAGCCGUCAGCGCAGUGCCUCGUCCACUCGUCCUCUUCUCAACGCAGCCAUAUUCCUUCAUACCUCUCUCUGAGAAUGCUUCUCUUUCCCUGUGUCUGUCCUGUUGUGGGCUUCUCCCCUGCUGUUGUAGCUUUGAUACUGAAAUGUCUGUGUUUUUCAUACUGCUUCAGGGGGCUAAAGUAAGCGAUUCACGUGUGUAUCGGUUGUCCUUAUUUGACAACAUAAAAAAAAAUUACAUUUAUUAUUCUAGAUGAUUCUAUUCUAUACAUAUAGAAAACAAAAAUAAAACUCAACCAAACAACCUAAUCCAAAUUAGAAUUCAGGAUUCAGGUGAUAGGUAGAUAAAUGGAUUGGUAGAAUGUUAUGUGGAUGUGUAUGUGUGAUCUAAAAAUUGUAAUACAUUUUAAGUAAUGAAAAAUAUGGACAAUGGAUAAUAUUAGUGACAGUUUUUAAUUCUGUUCAAAUGUUAUAAACCAACAGACCAGUAAAACAUUAUUAAACUGAACUUAAUUCCCUUUUUUCUUAGUUUUUCUUCCACACACUCUUAUCUGUGUGGCCCAGUCCCACGUUCUGUUUCUAGCAGGAUGCCUUUCACCAUCGCUUCUUGAAUUUCAUGAAUUUACACUGAUGAUGUGAUACAAUUCUUAAAGCAUUGUUGAGUCUUAAAAUGUCUGUCUCUAGCUCUCUAUGGCUGGUUUAUCUGUGUUGUGUGCUGGUAUGGAGAGGUAUGUUUGCAACUUGUUGGAAAUGCAACAUGAAAAUGGGUUCAUUGCUGAAGGAUGAUCAUGAGCUAUGCAAAUCAAAAACUUUGAGAUCAAUGUAAAAUGUUGAAUGUACAAACAUGAUUCAGACUUUAUACAUUUAUAAAAAAGAUAAAAGAUAAUGACAUAAUUUCACAUGAAAGGAGUAAUUUGAUUAGAUGAUUUUACAUUUUUAUUAUUUUACAAACUGCUGUGCAUUUGAUACAUCUUUAAAAUAUAUCAUGUAUAUCCUCUAUACUGUAUAAGAUUAUGGUAAAGUCCUCAUAAAUGCCAGAUAGGGUCACAUAAUUACAGCAGAACGGUUGGGAAAUGGUUGGGGAAAAAAAAAUCUCAUCUCAACCUGAAGUCUAUGAAGUUUAUGAAGUUGUAAAAAGCCAUGUUAGCCACACUGACAAGCCAUAACAGAUUUGGACUCCCCAAGGAUCCACUCUGUAUUAUCAGUAAAUACUAGCUGGGUAUAGUAUUAACACAUUCAAUAAACCAAGGGAAAAAAUCUAAUCCUAUCUAUCAAAUGAUGUAAAUUAAAAAGAAAAUGAUGUAAAACUAACUAGGAAGGCAACAUAUUGCUGUUUUACACGCAGUUUGUGUCAUACUGUACGGUUUGAUAAAUAGCUUUAGUGAAAGGAAAAGUAAAACAUAUAUGUUGAGUUGGGUAGUGCUUUCUGUAGUCAAAAGAAUGUUUUUGCCCCUCCAGUAUUUAAAGAAAUUGUGAUCAGAAAAUACCCAAAACAAGCAGAACUGCACUACACCGCAUCCAACUUUAUUCAACACCCAUCACUGCAUUUAUUCAGGAGGCUAAUUCUAUGCAGGCCAGUGAAUGUAAUUUUACUCAAUACCAAAACAUUUAGUGGCGAAGAGUCAGGGAUUUUCUGUGGUGUGUUUGGAAUUUAACAGCAUGUCAUUUGCCCAUCUUGUGCUGAUUCUAAUAAAGUGAUGAAAAUGU
This is a messenger RNA of Astyanax mexicanus (Mexican tetra), 2527 nucleotides long. It is a transcript of the gene vamp1a, whose product is annotated as vesicle associated membrane protein 1a. NCBI's taxonomy places the organism in Eukaryota, Metazoa, Chordata, Actinopteri, Characiformes, Acestrorhamphidae. The record is from RefSeq and is a predicted model, not a curated record. Bases 327 to 689 code for a protein of 120 amino acids. The transcript is spliced from 6 exons. Gene Ontology annotation, biological process: vesicle fusion; vesicle-mediated transport; SNARE complex assembly. Gene Ontology annotation, cellular component: plasma membrane; SNARE complex. Gene Ontology annotation, molecular function: SNAP receptor activity; syntaxin binding.